CCGCUGCCUUCAUGGUGAUAGAAAUUUGCAGGCGAGGGAGAGUUCUCAACAGUGAAAGGGAUUUUCAGCGAAGAUAAGGAGGAAAUCAUCGAACGAGAGUUGAGUGAAGUUUCAGUGCGAACGGCGUCUAUCUGCGGCGCCGCCCCAUCUGUCAAUGCGUCUCUCGGCUAAUUCAGUGGCUCUUGAUUUUGCGUUUGGUUUCGUUUCGAUUGGAAGCUGUCGGAAGACCAUUUGUUUUAGGAUUAUAUCUUACUAGAUAGGAGCAUGGUAAUGUCCGCAGUUGGCGGCACCUCGAGGACAAACUGGGAGCUAAUUUGAAAUUCAUAUAUUUGCUUUCGCAAGGAUGCUUAGUUUCAAUUAUUCUCUGCCGGUUAUACCGAGAAGAUUUGAAUCGAGUCAAAUCUCCAGAAACAUUAGAACUAUUGUGGUGUGUGGAGCGAAAGGUCCCCGGCCUAGAUAUCCUCGAGUAUGGAAAUCACAGAAGAAAAUUGGGACAAUCUCCAAGUCUGCAAAGCUUGUUGACUGUGUGAAGGGAUUGUCAAAUGUAAAAGAGGAAGUCUAUGGGGCACUUGAUUCGUUUAUUGCUUGGGAACUAGAGUUUCCCCUGAUCACAGUCAAGAAAGCCUUGAAGACACUUGAGAACGAAAAGGAAUGGAAGAGAAUAAUACAGGUCUCUAAGUGGAUGUUAAGCAAAGGUCAAGGAAGAACGAUGGGAAGUUACUUUACAUUGCUUAAUGCAUUAGCAGAAGAUGGCAGGCUUGACGAAGCUGAGGAACUGUGGACAACGAUAUUUUCUCAGAAUCUGGAAGGCACACCUCGUAAAUUCUUCAACAAAGUGAUAUCGAUAUAUUAUAAGAGAGGCAUGCAUGACAAGAUGUUUGAGGUAUUUGCUGACAUGGAGGAACUUGGAGUUAAACCCAAUGUUUCAAUUGUUUCGAUGGUGGGCAAUGUCUUCCAACAGCUAGGUAUGAUGGACAAAUAUGAGAAACUAACAAAGAAAUACCCGCCACCAAAAUGGGAGUACCGAUACAUCAAAGGGAAGCGUGUUAAAAUAUCAGCGAAGCGUCUGAAUGAAUUCAAUGCCGUUAACGAAAGCAGCAGCGUGAAUGGUGAUGAGAUUAUUGAAGAAACUAAGCAACUGAAUGAGUCUGAUGGUCCAUUGGAAGGGAACACAACUGAUGCCGAUGAAACAAUUCCGGACACAGAUGGGGUUUAUGAAUCCGAUUGAUCUCUAAUGUAUGUAAAGUUCUUGACAGUGGCCUCUAUAGCAGUUCAGAGAGAGAAUGUGUUCAGUUUAUCUCUUCCAUGGCACCAGAUAAUGUGCUCGAAUGUUUGUUUUGUGGCCUGCCCUUGUCUUAAGUGAAGGAUCCUUUGUAUAGAGGGGAGACUCAUGGUUCACAUGAUGGUGUGAGGAAGGCAUUGGCAAAAUGACUAUGGCGUUGCUUUCUGGAUUUUCCAGGAAGGGGGAGAACACUGCUGCUCAGAGAUUUAUGAUAAGAGUACCCGUGCGAGGAACAACGCUAUGCUUUUGAAUUGUGCCCGGUGCAAAUUGUUUUGAUUUUGUUUGCCUGCUGAACAGAUUGUUCGAUGACGACAUACUUUUAGCCGUACCAGUUUGUACGAGCUGGGGUCGAAUGACUACCGUCAUACUCUUGAUUUUGCCGGCUUGACCUGUGUCAAGCUCAUACUCGUAUUUUUUUCAAGUUUCGGUGAGGUCAUAUCCACAGCUUGUACUUUGAAUAGUGUAUUUUGUGGCACUGAUGUUAUAUUUAGAGAGAGACCUCCCGGAAA
This is a messenger RNA of Eucalyptus grandis, 1791 nucleotides long. Its product is annotated as pentatricopeptide repeat-containing protein At4g21190. The record is from RefSeq and is a predicted model, not a curated record. Gene Ontology annotation, molecular function: protein binding. The transcript has 7 exons. The coding region runs from base 344 to 1228 and encodes 294 amino acids. NCBI's taxonomy places the organism in Eukaryota, Viridiplantae, Streptophyta, Magnoliopsida, Myrtales, Myrtaceae.